Molecule: messenger RNA, 213 nt
Organism: Penicillium macrosclerotiorum
Lineage: Eukaryota; Fungi; Ascomycota; Eurotiomycetes; Eurotiales; Aspergillaceae
Exons: 4
Coding region: 1-213 (70 amino acids)
Biological process (GO): vacuole fusion, non-autophagic
Molecular function (GO): endopeptidase inhibitor activity
Source: RefSeq, a predicted model, not a curated record
AUGCCUCUUUACAAUGUCACCCUCAAACCCGACGUGAAAGACGAGGAACUCGAAAAGGCUAAGCAGUUGGCUCUUGAGAAAGGUGGAACCAUCAAGCAUGAGUAUAGUCUCAUUAAGGGUUUCACCGUCGAGUACCCUGAAGACCACGUCGACACUCUCGAAUCCAACGACCACAUUCAUGUGGAGAAGGAUGCUGAGGUGAACACUCAGUGA